Molecule: messenger RNA, 1332 nt
Organism: Mollisia scopiformis
Lineage: Eukaryota; Fungi; Ascomycota; Leotiomycetes; Helotiales; Mollisiaceae
Product: MFS general substrate transporter
Exons: 3
Coding region: 1-1332 (443 amino acids)
Biological process (GO): transmembrane transport
Cellular component (GO): fungal-type vacuole membrane
Molecular function (GO): transmembrane transporter activity
Source: RefSeq, a predicted model, not a curated record
AUGGACUCUACAAAAAUGCCAGAGCCGGAGGGAGAUGUGAAAAAACAGGCUCUAGAUAGUGAUAUAGAAGCAUCACUGGAGAAACCCCUCGAGAAGACCUCAACCCAGAAUGCUAUGGAAUUUCCAGAGGGUGGAUUGAGGGCUUGGUCCGUUGCCAUUGGUGCAGGUGGUGUUCUUUUUUCCACGUUUGGUUAUGCAAAUGCGUUGACUUACAAGCUAAUUGAAACCAGUGUCUACCAAGAGUAUUAUGCGACUCAUCAGUUAAGCCAUGAAUCUCCUUCAGCAAUAUCAUGGAUCGGCUCCCUUCAGAUUUUCUUCCUCUUUGGUGGGAACUGUUUUGGUGGACCGCUCUUUGACAGAUUUGGCGCCAAGGUUAUCUGGCCUUCCGCAAUGGCAUAUGUUCUCUCUGUCAUGAUGACUAGCCUCUGCAAGAAAUACUACCAAUUCAUGCUUGCCCAAGGCGUUCUUGGCGGAAUCUCCAUGGGACUGACAAUGGCACCCGCUAUGGCAGCUACAGGACAAUAUUUCAACAAGAAACGCGGUGCCGCGAUUGGUAUUGCAGUGGCUGGCUCUUCGCUUGGCGGGGUGAUCUUCCCUAUCGCCCUCUCGAAACUAGUGCACAACCAAUCAAUUGGUUUUGGUUGGUCGAUUAGAAUCUUGGGAUUCAUGAUGUUUGCUCUGCUUGGUCCAGCAUGUAUCGCGAUCCGUGCUCGCUUACCUCCAAGAACGGCGUCCUUCUUCUUGCCUUCUGCUUUCAAGGAGAUCACUUACAUAAGCUUGCUGGUAGCAAGCUUCUUGAUGAUAAUGGGCGUCUUCAUGCCGUUCUUUUAUCUUCCCUCUUUCGCCGUGUCCAAGGGAAUGAGCACUCAACUGGCGUCGUACAUCGUCUCAAUCCUGAACGGCGCCUCCUUCUUCGGUCGAGUUAUUCCAGGUGUUCUUGGUGAUAAACUUGGUCGACUAAACGCCUUGGCUGCUGCAGCAUUUGCGUCUGGGAUCCUAAUUUUGUGCAUGCAAGCUAUCUCCAGCAAUGCGGGAAUCAUUGUGUUUUCAGCUCUUUAUGGAUUUUGUUCUGGAGCGAUCGUCAGCGGAUUCUCGACAUGUCUUGCGCAGAUCCCCAAAGAUCCAAGAAAUAUUGGCACCUACAUGGGGAUGGGAAUGGCCGUCAUCAGCGUUGCAGCACUCAUCAGUCCUCCAAUUGAUGGUGCGAUUGCUAAACAGUAUGGUGGUUAUAAUCAAGUAGCAAUUUUCAGCGGAGUGUUGGUUCUUGCGGGUGCAGUAGCGACACUGUGGGUCAAGAGUACCACUGAAAGGGGUAUUUUAGGCAAAGUUUGA